Messenger RNA from Paramuricea clavata, 2120 nucleotides. The record is from the annotation of a GenBank genome assembly. NCBI's taxonomy places the organism in Eukaryota, Metazoa, Cnidaria, Anthozoa, Malacalcyonacea, Plexauridae.
AAUAUGGUGGCCAAUGUGAAAUUUCAGGAUUGUUUUGUUGUUCGUAUUUGAACGCAAAUUUCGUGAUUAUAUAUAAAACAGGAAGAGUGCAGAUUUUCAUUGUAAGGAAGUAAAAGUAAUAUUGUAAGGUUUGUAUAUGUGAAUUUACUGUUUUAAUAUCUGCUAGACGGUUUAUUAAUGAGGUGAUACGAGUGAACUUUACAGGGAGUAGGAGACUAAAAUUAUAUAAACUCUGGCCCAUGUUUUGAAGUGAAAGGUGGCGGACCAUGGAAAGUGCCCUGUAGGUCUGCCCCAGACUACAGAAGGUUGACUUCUUGGUUAUGCCUGUGAUUUUGGCAUAACUGUUGCAAUGCUGUCACCAUAUUCCUAACCAGUGUGCUUUUUUAUAUGAGAGGCAUUCACCCGCCUGAAAAUAUUAAAAAGGGGUGAAUACCUCUUAUAACCGCACUGGCUAGGAACAUGGCAGCAGCGACCUUCGUUUGAGUCGACCUUCUGUAUGUCUCUAUUCUGUGCCCCAGACCCUGGCAUGAAAAUUUAGUGCAAAAUGUCAGCCUGUUUUGUACGUACAGGGCUACAACAGAACAGAUCAGCCUAUUGGCUCAUUUGGCUGCCAUUUUGGAUUUUUUUUGGCAGAAUUUUGGAACUUUAGCAUGGAAAAGUGUUUGGAAUAAGUUGGGCAAAAAGGUCAGGCAACUUUGUUUUUGUCCCCCCUAAUUUUUCCCCUCCUGUAUGCCGAUGCUUAUAACAGUGUGUGAUGGAGAAGAAAACGGCUGAAAAAGAUUUUAAAGUUGAACGGGAUGAAGAAAUGGAGGAAGAUGAUGUCGAAGGUGAUGAUGAAGGACAACUUGAGAUUCCAGAGGACAGCGAGAAAUUAGAUGGAAAGAAAAAAGGAAAAGGAAAGAAAUCUGGGAGAACGAGUUUGAGUGGACGUGGUGUCACCCUUAAGAUGUUGCUUGAUGAUGGUGUGUUGAUGGUUGAAGAAGGAUGCAUGUCUAUUGACUAUCUGGUUAGUAUUACUAUAACUGUGGGGUUGCAAGCUGUGAAGGUCAAUACCCAAUGCAGGAUGCAUGUCUAAAUUGACUAUCUGGUUAAGCCCCGUUUAAACAACCAAUUUUUAUGUGACAAUUUUUCAUAUUUUUAUGUGACAAAUGUAUUUGGUUAUGUAGAUGAGACAACAAAUAAUUGUUGAUUGUUGUUUAAAAAAUAUCUAUGAACCACGGUAUCUCGCGCAAUAAAACUACAAUUAUAUUUUUACAAAUAUGGCGUGAGAAAAAAUAUGACAUUUUAUGUGACAAGUAAUCUACACAAGCAAUUUUUCGUAUGUGACAACUUUUAUUUGUCACAAAAAAGCUAACACGCUAGUUUUUCAGCAACUGUAUUUGCCACACAAAAAUUGCCCAAUUUUCCUCGUCUACACAAGCAAAUAAAAAUUGUCACAUAAAAAUUGUCACAUAAAAAUUGGUCGUGUAAACAGGGCUUUAGUAUUACUGUAGCUGUGGGAUUGCAAGUUGUGAAGGUCGAUACCCAAUGCAGGAUGCAUGUCUGUUGACUAUCUGGUUAGUAUUACUGUAGCUGUCGGGUUACAAGCUGUGAAGGUCAAUACCCAUGCAGGAUGAAUGUCUGUUGACUAUCUGGUUAGUAUUACUGUAGCUGUGGGAUUGCAAGCUGUGAAGGUCAAUACCCAUGCAGGAUUGUCUGAUCUGGUUCAAAUAUUCUGAUUUUGUUUUAAGGGUCAAAGAUUUGUUGCGGAUCUGUUACCAAGUGGCAAGAUCAAAUGGGAAGGAAGUGACAAACUAUUCAACUCUCCGUCAGCUUGGGCUAUACAUUGUAAGAAACUUGUUAAUCCUACCAAGAAAUCUGGUUGUGGCUGGGCUUCCGUAAGUACAAAUGACUUGUUAGUAAGUAAUGCUCAACCAAGGGCACUAUUGUUCAUUUUCCAGGGGUAUUUAAUUUGAACAAAUUUGGUGACUAUCAUUUCAGGUGAAGUAUAAAGGAAAGAAACUGGAUCAAUACAAGUCAACUUGGUUUCGAAAACAAAGACCUUUGUUCCAGUCAGAUAAAGCAGCUCCCAGUACACCAGUCACUGUAAGGUUACUUAUAUCUUAAUUAUUGUAUGUCAU